Messenger RNA from Oppia nitens, 1311 nucleotides. RefSeq names its product aspartate aminotransferase, cytoplasmic-like. Gene Ontology annotation, cellular component: cytosol. Gene Ontology annotation, biological process: L-aspartate biosynthetic process. Lineage: Eukaryota; Metazoa; Arthropoda; Arachnida; Sarcoptiformes; Oppiidae. The transcript has 7 exons. The coding region runs from base 16 to 1245 and encodes 409 amino acids. Gene Ontology annotation, molecular function: L-aspartate:2-oxoglutarate transaminase activity; pyridoxal phosphate binding. The record is from RefSeq and is a predicted model, not a curated record.
AAUUUUUUAAAAAAUAUGUCACGAUUUGAUUGUGUAGACGAUGGCCAACCGCUUGAAUUUUUUCAACUACUCGAUGCCCAUCAGUCGGACCSGUCACCCGAUAAGGUCAACCUGAUUAUCGGCGUUUACCGUACAAAUAAUGGCCAGCCAUGGAUAUUGCCGGUUGUCCAGAGUGCCGAACUGGCCAUCAUCGCCGACUCGGCCAACAAUCAUGAAUAUCUGGGACUACUAGGCGAUCGACAAUUUACAAAAUUAUCGACAAAAUUAUUGUUAGGCGAAAAUAGUCGAGCUAUUCAAGAAAAUAGAACAUUUGGUUGUCAAGGUUUAUCGGGAACGGGAUGUUUGCGAUUGGGUGCAGAUUUUUUAUCGAAAAAAUGCGGUUUCAAACUAUUAUAUAUAACUGAUCCAGCAUAUGACAAUCAUCGGUUGAUAUUUACGUCCGCGGGUUUCGAUGUCCGCAGCUAUCGAUACUACGAUACCGGGAACCGUCGCCUGGACUUUGACGGCCUAAUCCAUGACCUGAGUCGGGCACCGGUUGAUUCGGUAGUCGUAUUGCAUGCCUGUGCACACAAUCCUACCGGUAUGGAUCCGACCCGUGACCAGUGGACACAGAUUGCCGAUUUGAUGUCCGAGCGCCGAUUGUUUCCCCUAUUUGACUGCGCCUACCAGGGCUUUGCAUCGGGCAAUCCCGAUACGGAUGCCUGGAGUGUACGGUAUUUUGCGGAUAGAGGUUUUGAGUUGUUAUGUGCCCAGAGUUUUGCCAAAAAUUUCGGACUUUACGGUAAUUUAUACAAAAAAAGUGAACGUAUUGGCAACUUAACAGUUGUAUUGAAUUCAAGUCAAAACAUCAAUAAACUACAGUCUCAACUAUCACUGAUAGUUAGAGCUAACUAUAGUAGUCCAUCAAUGCAUGGCUCAAAAAUUGUUAGCAAAAUUUUAUCAGAUCCUAAACUAACUGAGGAAUGGCAUGAUUGCAUCCAAACAAUGUCCGCACGUAUACUAAAUGUUAGGCAAUUGUUGCGCGAAAAACUGGAACAAUUGAAAACUCCGGGCAAUUGGUCGCACAUUACCGAACAGAUCGGUAUGUUUUCCUACAGUGGCCUAACCGGUGAUCAGGUGCUUAGGUUGCGCCAUAAGUUUCAUAUCUAUAUGCCUCGUAACGGCCGAAUCAGUUUGAGCGGACUGACCACCGAUAAUGUUGACUAUGUGGCCAAAGCCAUCAACAAUGUUAUAGUUAAUCAAUAAUAAUAAUAAUAAUCUUAACAAUCAAUUAAUUUGAUGAUAAUAUUUAAAUUAUAUUGAAUUUUAAUG